Leptosia nina is the source of this 831-nucleotide messenger RNA. NCBI's taxonomy places the organism in Eukaryota, Metazoa, Arthropoda, Insecta, Lepidoptera, Pieridae. The record is from the annotation of a GenBank genome assembly.
AUGCAAGUGCUAGCUACAUUCGUCCUCGUCUGGCUGAUUAACGAAGUCCGGGGGGCGAUCAGAACACCCCUAGAAGCGUUCAGGCCCUCGGCAGAAAUUCACAUACGAAGACCAGACAAACUCCCGUUCCUGCCCCAUAGAAGGACGAUGCAACAGAAGGGCGGCCUCAAGAUUCUGUACCAAACAGGCGUGUCCGAGGAGGAUUUACCAGAUUGCAGAGCGCGCCAAGUUUGCAGUAAAGUAGAUCUCUACGAUACAACCCAACCGUGGAUCGAGCGGAAAUGCCGUUGUUUGGGACACAGGCCUUGUUCUAGCGAGUUAUCAUCGGACGACAAUCACACACUCGCCGACAAAACAACGUUAUACAAGACUUGCGAACCAGUAAGACGGUUACCGAAAUGCCGUUACUUCAAGGACGCGGCGUGGACCAUUUUCUCGCUGCCGGACAGCAACGCCACUCAACAGAUUGUAAACUGCCAUUGUCCAAAAUCUUCAGUCACGUAUUUACUCAAGAAGCUGCCGUACACGACACCUAGCGGUGAACAGGGGAACCAAUAUCAGUUUGCGUGCUCACCACAAAGUCGCUUGAGGUGUUCAAGGAAGGAGCCAUGCAGGCUAUUCAGUGCUCGACGUCGCCAUGAACAAAUAGACGAAGUGAACGCCAGUACUAUAUGCCAGUGCCCCCGGGACCAUACUUGCCCUAAGCACCACACGGAACCCGGAGUCCUGCCUGGCGUCACUUACAUAGCCGAAGACAUCCGCACCUACCACGGCUACUGUAUGCCGGAGCCACCCCCCGACAACUACAGAUUCGUCGGAGAUAAAGACUGA